AUGAGUGUGUGUGGUGCUGUCGUCCUGACCGCAGGAAUCCUCAUCGGCCACUUUGGUAUCACCAAGAGCGGCAGCUCGGCGCCGUCCUGGGUGAAGGAUGUGGCGAAGGAUGUGGACGAGAGCCUUAUUGAGAAGUUCAUGUCUGAGGUGGACAACAUCCAGAUCAAGGAAAACCUCAGGGAGUUGACUAAAGUGCCCCACAUGGCCACCACACCUGGAGAUGAGAAAACAGUGCAAUUAAUGCUGAACAGAUGGCAGGACAAGGAAACCGGUCUUGACCAGGCUUGGAGAGAAGAGUACUUGGUCUAUCUGUCCUUCCCUGACCCCAAGAACCCCAACAAGGUCACUGUAGUGAGCCCGACUGAUACUGUGCUGCACACUGCAAGAGAAAAAGAGAAGCUGUAUCCUCCGGAUCAAGAUGAUCCUGACGUGGUUCAGCCAUAUGCUGCAUACUCCCCUGCUGGACACCCAAAGGGGAAACUGGUGUACGCCAACCAGGGGAGACUAAUUGACUACCAAAAGUUGAACGAGACAGUCGACCUUAGAGGAACCAUUGCUAUCACCAGAUAUGGAGGAGAAAGAAGAGCUGUUACUGUUCAAGGGCAUCCACGUGUUAAACUAGCUGGUGUGGAAGGUUUAUGUUGA
Centropristis striata (black sea bass) is the source of this 645-nucleotide messenger RNA. Its product is annotated as aminopeptidase NAALADL1-like. The transcript has 5 exons. Gene Ontology annotation, molecular function: carboxypeptidase activity. The coding region runs from base 1 to 645 and encodes 214 amino acids. The record is from RefSeq and is a predicted model, not a curated record. Lineage: Eukaryota; Metazoa; Chordata; Actinopteri; Perciformes; Serranidae.